AUGCCUCUCGAAAACAUUCGCAACAUCGUCCUCGUCCUCUCCGGCAAAGGCGGAGUCGGAAAAUCGAGCGUAACUACGCAACUCGCCCUCACGCUAUCGCUACAAGGACAUUCGGUUGGUGUCUUGGAUAUAGAUUUGACGGGCCCGAGUAUACCGCGCUUCUUUGGUAUUGAAGAUGCGAAAGUAAGACAGGCGCCGGGUGGGUGGAUACCGGUUGACGUGCAUGGUGAGCAGACGUUGGCUGCGCAUCAGAAAGAAGGAGAGGAUGGGAAUACAACAGAUCAGAAAGAGGGAGGAGCGGCGACUGCAGAUGGUCAAAAGAUUGGAUCUUUAUCAUGCAUGUCUCUGGGAUUCAUUUUGGCUUCGCGCUCUGACGCUGUAAUUUGGCGUGGCCCAAAGAAGACCGCCAUGGUGCGCCAAUUCUUGACCGACGUCCUCUGGCCAAAGCUCGAUUACCUGCUCAUCGAUACACCACCCGGUACCUCGGACGAACAUAUCUCCCUACUCGAAACCCUCCUGAAGAAUACCACGCCAUCUCCUGCUCUCAAUCCACAUGUCCCGUUCUUGGCAGGCGCCGUCGUAGUCACAACCCCACAAGCUAUCAGUGUUAGCGACGUGAAGAAGGAGCUGAAUUUCUGCAAGAAGACCGGAAUAAGGGUACUAGGCGUGGUGGAAAAUAUGGCCGGGUUCGUGUGCCCCAACUGUUCGGAAUGCACAAAUGUCUUCAGCAAAGGCGGCGGAGCAGUCAUGGCGACCGAGUUCGAAGUACCAUUCCUCGGCUCUGUACCAAUUGAUCCAGCGUUUGUGGAAUUGGUAGAGAGUGGGACGAGGCCCGUAUACCCCAAGGGUACUGUCAUACAAGGCAAAGAGCUCGACACUGAAGAGGUCGCAGCUCUUAAAAACAAGGGCGGUCUUUUUGUAGAUAAGUACCGGGAUUGUUCGUUGGCGCCGCUAUUUGACGAGUUUGUGACGAGGUUGAAGGGGGAUAUCGGAAGGAUUGUGUGA
This is a messenger RNA of Alternaria triticimaculans, 1005 nucleotides long. It is a transcript of the gene CFD1, whose product is annotated as cytosolic Fe-S cluster assembly factor cfd1. The record is from RefSeq and is a predicted model, not a curated record. Lineage: Eukaryota; Fungi; Ascomycota; Dothideomycetes; Pleosporales; Pleosporaceae. Gene Ontology annotation, cellular component: cytosol. The coding region runs from base 1 to 1005 and encodes 334 amino acids. The transcript has a single exon. Gene Ontology annotation, molecular function: 4 iron, 4 sulfur cluster binding; ATP binding; ATP-dependent FeS chaperone activity. Gene Ontology annotation, biological process: iron-sulfur cluster assembly.